Molecule: messenger RNA, 1101 nt
Organism: Vombatus ursinus (common wombat)
Lineage: Eukaryota; Metazoa; Chordata; Mammalia; Diprotodontia; Vombatidae
Gene: TMEM92
Product: transmembrane protein 92
Exons: 5
Coding region: 26-529 (167 amino acids)
Cellular component (GO): nucleoplasm
Source: RefSeq, a predicted model, not a curated record
UGGUAGACAAAUCUACCAGCCCAGGAUGCCGCACUCCUGGGUCUCCAGGCUCCUCAGCGUCUUGCCCGGUCUGCUUCUUAGCAUCUUGGCAGGUCUCCAACAGGUAACUGGUGGAUGCCAACUGCACAUCUUCUGCCCUGAAGGAUUUGAGUGCUGUGGCAAUAGCUGCUGCGUGAAGACAGAACAUUUCUCUGGCCCCAUGAGGACAUUUGUCAUCAGCUUCCUGGUCAUCAUCCCUCUUCUCUGUAUCUGUGGCUUGUCCAAGCGUUUGUGCCGAGCUUGCUGGGUCUCAGGGUCGGAGCCCUCAACCCAGCAGGAGGUGCCAAUGUCAGUGUCCUUCAGCAACCCUCCUGUGUCCCCUGAGACUCUAGCACCUGCCCCAUUUGGACCCCCACCACCCUACAGUGAGGUCAUUCAGAAGCCAGUCCUGUGCCCACCAGCUCCCAGGGAGCCACCACCACCCUAUACCCCCACGUCUGUUGUGACAACCCAAAGCACCGAACGGGGAAUCAUCAAUCCAGCCUUCUGAGGCAUGUUGGGAUGCCCUACAAGCUUGAGACUUAACUUAUUUCUCUCCUUGCCUCUGCCUGUUCAAGGGUGUCCUUGCUCCUAGGAGCCCUGGGCAUUACCUGGCCUGGGAAUCCUCUCCUUUUCUUAGAGCUUUAAGGAUGGAGGGAGAGAGAGAGACAAAUUUCAACCCAUGUUAAGAAAGGCAGCUCUCUAACAAUGGAAGAGGACUUCUUUGACACUCAGUAUGUUUACGAAGAGGCUGGAUGAUUGGUCACCUGUCAUACUGUCCUAGAAUGCUGAAAUGAAGAUUGCUGCAGGUGGAAAGAGACCUUGGACUUGAGAGAUAGCCUUCCCCAACGUCAGAUGGAGUGGGCUGAGAUCCUGUCCAGAAUCUCUUGGCUUUUGUGUGCUUGGAGGUUGGGUGGUGGCUUUAAAUAAGUCAAGCAAAGUCAUUCUCUGGCAUGAACAAGAUAUGCCUAGCCUGCUGCCCUACAAUGCCUGAAGUUCCCCCAUUAGAGAGCCAUUCCUUUGGUUAAAGCCUUGCACCCAGCUGUGGGUUUUCUGUGGACAGAGUAACUCUUUAAUGUAAAG